Messenger RNA from Trypanosoma conorhini, 1479 nucleotides. RefSeq names its product putative protein kinase. Gene Ontology annotation, molecular function: protein serine/threonine kinase activity; ATP binding. The transcript has a single exon. Lineage: Eukaryota; Euglenozoa; Kinetoplastea; Trypanosomatida; Trypanosomatidae. Gene Ontology annotation, biological process: protein phosphorylation; intracellular signal transduction. Gene Ontology annotation, cellular component: nucleus; cytoplasm. The coding region runs from base 1 to 1479 and encodes 492 amino acids. The record is from RefSeq and is a predicted model, not a curated record.
AUGCAAAGCCACGCCGCGGCCGCCACAGCCCCGCCCAUCCCAUACCCAAAGAUCAAGAGCUACAUAUUUCAGAUUCUCCAAUCUCUUGCCUACCUGCAUCAACGCGGGUACUUCCACCGGGAUAUGAAGCCUGAGAAUUUGCUUGUCAGGGAGGACCCAACCUCCGCAGCUCAGGAAAUUGUGAAGCUUGCAGAUUCUGGACUCGUGAAGGAGAUUCGGGCGCGUCCACCGUUUACGGAUUACGUCUCCACGCGCUGGUACCGCGCCCCCGAGUUGCUGCUGCAAGACCGGUCGUACAGCAGCCCUGUUGACAUAUGGGCCGCUGGUUGCAUAUUAGCCGAACUCGUAACCACCCGUCCUCUUUUUGCGGGCAGCAAUGAGGUGGAUCAGCUGCACAAGAUAAUGAGCGUUUUGGGCUCACCAAACGAGCAGGUCUGGCCAGAGGGCAUCGCCCUCGCGAAGAAAAUACGGUACUCGUUCCCUGUGGUGAAGGGCGUGGGGCUCGAGCGCGUGCUUCCCCCACAUUUACCACCGCAGGCUUUGGAUCUGAUGAAGCAGAUGCUCAACUACGACCCGAAGAGGCGCCCGACAGCCCGCCAGUGUCUUCAGCACCCGUAUUUUAAUGUCGGCCUCGACGAGGAAAAUUUUGCCCCUCCCAGUGUGACGAAGCAGUUGGCAAAGGCGAUGAAAAAGUAUGUCCCGGGCCCACAAAGUGCUCCGUCAGGGAACGUUCUCCUGCCUAGCGUGUUGAAUGCAAGGCGUUCACCCGUGGGGGCCACGACGGCGUUGCCAAAGCAGGGGGCGGUGGGGAUCCCUCCGCUCCUGUCGCCGCUGCAGAAGUUUUGUUCCCCCUCAAGUACAACUUUGACGUCCGCCUUUCUUGUUGAUAAGACGGAGCAACACCCAUCGGCGUCGAAGCCGACGCCAGCAGUCGGGCCUGAAGGCGCGGCCACAAUAAAGUAUGCCUCGCCAAAACUCCCUGCUCUGUCUCACGACACUGCCAAAGGUGUUGUGACCAAUGUUAUUUCCGGUGGUGGCGGUGGCGGCGGUGAUAACGGCGAUGUAGAUUUGGAUGGUCUUCUAAAGGAGUUUGAGAGUGAGCUCGAAACACUGAAGGUUGUUCCGCGGCAGAAACCAGAGGCCGGCUCCUCUGCUUUCGCUGCGGCGGCAAAGGGCGGCGGCCCCCACAGCCCAACGUUGGGGAAACCGCCUCUAGCUCAGGGCACCUCCACUGUGCCAUCGGAGGGGAGGGAGGACAUCGUAGAAACAUUCCUUCACGCCACGCGGUACAAGAAGUCCUCGCUGUCUCUCAUGGAGGGAGGCAGUUCAGCGCAGGCGACGGGACGAACCUCUCUGCCGAGGCACGACCCCCUGCCCUCGUCUCCUUUAGCACUGGGUGGCGGUCACCACGCGGUGUCACCAUCGAGUAGGGCGAUCUUGGCCAAACGCGCGAAGAAAGGGGAAGGUUCCUCCCCGUGA